Messenger RNA from Tripterygium wilfordii, 668 nucleotides. RefSeq names its product early nodulin-like protein 1. The coding region runs from base 94 to 624 and encodes 176 amino acids. The transcript has 2 exons. Gene Ontology annotation, cellular component: plasma membrane. The record is from RefSeq and is a predicted model, not a curated record. Gene Ontology annotation, molecular function: electron transfer activity. NCBI's taxonomy places the organism in Eukaryota, Viridiplantae, Streptophyta, Magnoliopsida, Celastrales, Celastraceae.
GUCGGUCAUCACUUCACCCCAAAUUUCACCUACAUCACUCUUUCCAAUUUUCUCCCUCUCUCUUGCCUCUCCAAACUCUCAGUGGUAGCAUCCAUGGCUGGUACUGCAGGAACUUUUCAAUAUUCUCUGUUGCUAAUGUUUUUACUCUUCAGCUUCUCUCAAGCCAAAGAGAUAUUGGUUGGUGGCAACAAAGAUGCUUGGAAGGUUCCAUCAUCUCAAUCAGACUCUCUCAAUGAAUGGGCUGAAAAAUCCAGAUUUCGCAUGGGCGAUUCUCUUGUUUGGAAGUACGAGAGUGGUAAGGACUCAGUUCUACAAGUGACCAGGGAAGCUUACCUUAGCUGCAAUACCUCAAGUCCAAUUGACGAGUACAAGGAUGGGAACACCAAGGUGACACUUGAUCGAUCUGGGCCAUUCUACUUCAUCAGCGGAACCAAUGGCCACUGUGAGAAGGGCCAGAAGAUGAUUGUGGUGGUUCUGUCUCCAAGACACAGGUACACCGGUAUCUCUCCUGCACCUUCUCCAGCAGAGUUUGAGGGUCCAGCCGUGGCUCCAACAAGCAGUGCAACAAGCUUGAAGAGUUGCUUCAUAGUGGUGCUGGGAAUUCUGCUCUUGGCGUUGUUUUGAGGAGAUAUAACUGAUUUAUUCGGGGUCUUUUGUGUGUGUUGGGG